AUUGAUGGAAAAUAUACAAGCCUUAUAUAUAUGCAAGAGCUGCCAGGUGAAGUGGUUAAGGUAUUCCGAACUAUAGUCGAAGAUUACAUCGAUGAAGAUAAUGAUAAAGACUACCACCUUGUCAAUCAAAUGUGGAAACCCUUACAAAACAGCUAUCUGAAUAUACUUGACCUCGAAACAGAUAAUGGUGCAAUAGGAACCAUAGAUAUUAAUAAAACAUAUCAAAUUGAUGAAUUCUAUUGGGAUAAUAACGAAUUGGUGUUUGAAGAAAGUGAAGACUAG
This is a messenger RNA of Racocetra persica, 282 nucleotides long. NCBI's taxonomy places the organism in Eukaryota, Fungi, Glomeromycota, Glomeromycetes, Diversisporales, Gigasporaceae. The record is from the annotation of a GenBank genome assembly.